Molecule: messenger RNA, 1404 nt
Organism: Hydra vulgaris (swiftwater hydra)
Lineage: Eukaryota; Metazoa; Cnidaria; Hydrozoa; Anthoathecata; Hydridae
Product: piggyBac transposable element-derived protein 4-like
Source: RefSeq, a predicted model, not a curated record
AUGGCUGAUGAUAAUAUUGAAUUAAACGAUAGCUUUGAAAGGUUGCUGUUACAAAGUGAUGACGAACAUGAUUCUGAUUUAAUGGAAACAAUUCAACAGGACGAAUCUGAUGAAUCCGAUAGUGCUGAUAGUGAAUCAACUGAUGGUGGUAGUGAUGAUGGUUCAGAAGAAUGGUCGAAAAAUGUGCAGAAACCUUUAAGAUGGGAUUUUGAUGACGGAACUGCGGGCAUGAAUAUGGAUAUGGUAAUGGAUUGCAAAGAACCUGUCGAUUACUAUAACUUAUUUAUGAACAACGAACUUAUCGAUUUUAUUGUGGAAGAAACUAAUCGUUAUGGACCAACAAAGGAUUCAAACUAUUUGCCGACAAAUAAUAUGGAAAUGCGAAAAUUUAUGGCUAUCAUUUUGCAAAUGGGAUAUGUUGUUCUGCCUAAACUCGAUGAUUAUUGGUCCUCUGACCCUGCUAUUAGCGGUAAAGCAAUAUGUGGAGGUGUAAUGACAAGGAAAAGAUUUUAUUCUUUGAUGAGAUCCCUCCACUUCGCUGACAAUGACAACAAUAAUGGAUCAAAAUUAUAUAAAAUAGAAAAAUUUGUCAACUUGUUCAUUGCCAGAUGUCAACACUUACUGGUUCCAGGCAGAGAUAUAUGCAUUGACGAAAGCAUGAUACCCUUUCGCGGCAGACUUCGAUUUCGUAUGUAUAUUCCUAGUAAAAGGCAUAAAUAUGGCAUCAAAAUCUUUAAAUUGUGUAGCAACAACGGAUACACUUAUAAUUUAUCAAUUUAUGCCGGUAAAGAGGACCAGCCAAGAUAUGGUUCUGUGGCAGAACGUGUAGUUUUAAAACUAAUGGAAAACCUUCUUGGACAUGGCAGAAUUCUGUAUACAGAUAACUGGUAUACAAAACAAAAUGGUGAUGGUAUUAUGAUUUUAAAAUGGAAAGAUAAAAGAGAAGUUAUAAUGCUUUCAUCUAUUCACGAUGGUAGCAUUACGGAGAGAGGAAAACCUGCUGUUAUCGUAGAUUACAAUAAAGGGAAAUCGUUUAACGAUCUAUCUGACCAAUUGGGCUCUUAUUGUCCAUACGUACGUAAAACAAUGAAAUGGUACCUCAGAAUCUUUUUUCAUAUAAUUACUCAAGUUUCCAUUGUUAAUGCUCUGCAUCUUUAUAAAUUACAUAGCGGAAAAAAUAUCAAAAUUGUACAAUUCAAAAGAGAUAUUGUCUCAUCAAUUUUGCAACUGGAAAAGCCAACAUCUUCUGGACGAAAACAUCAACUUGAAAAAGAACCAGGAGAAGGAACUAUUCGAAAACGACGUUGUACUGAAUGCUACAACAAAUUAUCAAAAGAAUUUGGUGCCACAAUUGCCAGGAAUCGUGCUAGUCAAAUUAAGACAAGAUUGUUUUUUAUAAUUUGA